Messenger RNA from Esox lucius (northern pike), 9549 nucleotides. RefSeq names its product ephrin type-B receptor 1. Gene Ontology annotation, molecular function: transmembrane-ephrin receptor activity; protein binding; ATP binding. The record is from RefSeq and is a predicted model, not a curated record. Gene Ontology annotation, cellular component: plasma membrane; neuron projection. Gene Ontology annotation, biological process: axon guidance; protein phosphorylation; cell surface receptor protein tyrosine kinase signaling pathway. The coding region runs from base 139 to 3162 and encodes 1007 amino acids. NCBI's taxonomy places the organism in Eukaryota, Metazoa, Chordata, Actinopteri, Esociformes, Esocidae. The transcript has 16 exons.
ACUUGGUUUUCAUAUAAUACAGGUUAUGGUUUGAAAUGUGAGUCAAAAUAAUCACUGCUGGAAUACUAUUCUGUGGCCGCUGAAGGAUUUGUGUUUACAGCUUUUUGAAAACGAGAGGAAAGGCAGACCACAUUUGCCAUGCCAUUGGAUUUGUUUGCGAUAUUCUGCGUGAUUACCACGAUUUACGCACUGGAAGAGACAGUGAUGGAUACGCGGACGGCUACAGCAGAACUGGGUUGGAUAGCGUAUCCUGCUUCUGGGUGGGAAGAGGUGAGUGGAUAUGAUGAGAACCUCAACACUAUCAGGACCUACCAGGUGUGCAACGUGUUCGAGCCCAGUCAGAACAACUGGCUCCUUACCACCUUCAUCGACAGACGAGGGGCUCAGCGUGUCUAUGUGGAGAUGCGUUUCACAGUCCGUGACUGCAGCUCCAUCCCCAGUGUCCCUGGCUCUUGUAAGGAGACAUUCAACCUCUAUUAUUAUGAGACCGACUCUGUCAUCGCCACCACCAAAGGAACUGCCUUCUGGAUGGAAGCCCCUUAUCUGAAGGUAGAUACUAUAGCAGCUGACGAGAGCUUCUCCCAGGUGGACUUUGGAGGACGAUUAAUGAAGGUCAACACAGAAGUGCGGAGCUUUGGCCCCCUCUCUCGUAAUGGAUUCUACUUGGCCUUUCAGGACUAUGGGGCCUGCAUGUCACUGCUGUCCAUACGUGUCUUCCAUAAGAAGUGCCCCAGCGUGGUGCAGAACUUCGCCAUCUUCCCAGAGACUAUGACGGGUGCAGAGAGCACCUCACUGGUCAUUGCAAGAGGCACGUGCAUCGCUAACUCAGAGGAGGUGGACGUGCCCAUCAAGCUGUACUGCAACGGAGACGGAGAGUGGAUGGUUCCCAUUGGGAGUUGCACCUGCAAGGCUGGCUUCGAGUCAGACAAUGGCAACAUGUGUAGGGCCUGUCCCCAGGGGACGUUCAAGUCCACCCAGGGGCCAGCGCUGUGUCUGCAGUGUCCCCCAAACAGCCGCUCCACUGUGGAGGCUGCCACCCUCUGCACAUGCCGCAACGGGUACUACAGGGGAGACAUGGACCCGCCUGAGGCGUCCUGCACCAGUGUCCCUUCUGGUCCCAGAAAUGUCAUCUCCAUCGUCAAUGAGACCUCUGUGAUCCUGGAGUGGCAUCCGCCACGGGAGACUGGCGCUCGUGAUGAUGUCACCUACAACAUUGUCUGCAGAAAGUGCCAUGCGGACUGGCCAUCAUGCUCCAGCUGUGAUGACAAUGUGGAGUAUGUUCCCAGGCAGCAAGGUCUGACGGAGACAACGGUGUUCAUCAGUAAUCUAUGGGCCCACACACCUUAUGCCUUUGAGAUUCACGCUAUCAAUGGAGUAACCAACAAGAGCCCUUACCCGGCCCAACAUGUGUCCAUCAACAUCACCACCAACCAGGCUGCUCCAUCGAUGGUUCCCAUCAUGCACCAGGUCGGCUCUACCAUGAAGAGCUUCACAUUGUCAUGGCCACAGCCUGAGCAGCCCAAUGGAAUAAUCCUAGACUAUGAACUGAGGUAUUACGAAAAGGACCAUACUGUGUUAAAUUCGACGAAGAUGAGGAGUCAGACCAACACUGCGCAUGUUGAGGGCCUGAGGCCGGGCAUCAUGUAUGUUGUCCAGGUCCGUGCCAGGACGGUGGCAGGAUUUGGCAAAUACAGCAACGAGCAGUGCUUCCAAACCCUGACAGAUGCUGAGUAUAAGUCAGAACUUAGGGAGCAGCUCCCUUUGAUUGCAGGCUCAGCGGCUGCAGGGGUCGUCUUCCUGGUUUCCUUGGUGGCCAUCUCAGUCGUCUGCAGCAGGAAGAGAGCAUAUAUGAAGGAGACUAUAUACAGCGACAAACUGCAGCAUUACAGUACAGGCAGAGAACUCACUAUGCGACCGGACAUGUCAAACUGCCCCUCCCCUAUGGGAUGCCCCAACCACUUCUCUGGGUCGCCAGGGAUGAAGAUCUACAUUGAUCCCUUUACCUAUGAGGACCCCAAUGAAGCUGUCAGAGAGUUUGCCAAGGAGAUAGACGUGUCCUGUGUGAAGAUUGAGGAAGUCAUUGGUGCAGGUGAAUUUGGUGAGGUGUAUAAAGGCCGUCUGAAGCCGACUGGGAAGAGGGAGCUGUAUGUGGCGAUUAAAACUUUGAAAGCAGGCUAUGUAGAGAAGCAAAGACGGGACUUCUUGUCCGAGGCCAGCAUCAUGGGUCAGUUUGAUCACCCCAACAUCAUCAGACUGGAGGGUGUGGUCACCAAGAGCCGGCCAGUCAUGAUCAUUACAGAGUUUAUGGAGAAUGGGGCACUGGACUCCUUCCUGAGGCAAAAUGAUGGCCAGUUUACGGUAAUCCAGCUGGUGGGGAUGAUGCGUGGCAUUGCCGCUGGCAUGAUGUACCUGGCAGAGAUGAACUAUGUCCACAGAGACCUGGCUGCUCGUAACAUCCUGGUCAACAGCAACCUGGUGUGUAAAGUGUCUGACUUUGGACUGUCCCGCUACCUUCAGGAUGACACAUCAGACCCCACCUAUACCAGCUCCCUGGGAGGGAAGAUCCCAGUGAGGUGGACGGCCCCUGAGGCCAUUGCCUACAGGAAGUUUACCUCGGCCAGCGAUGUGUGGAGCUACGGCAUCGUCAUGUGGGAAGUAAUGUCGUUCGGCGAGAGGCCAUACUGGGAUAUGAGCAACCAAGACGUGAUAAAUGCUAUAGAGCAGGACUACCGGCUGCCCCCUCCCAUGGACUGCCCCACUGCUCUACACCAACUGAUGCUGGACUGCUGGCAGAAAGACAGAAACACCCGGCCCAAAUUCAAUGACAUCGUCAACACACUGGACAAGAUGAUCCGCAACCCUACCAGCCUCAAAGCUGUAGCCAGUAUCACUGCAGUGCCUUCUCAGCCCCUGCUAGAUCAUUCCAUUCCAGACUUCACCACAUUUACCUCUGUGGAAGACUGGCUAGGUGCCAUCAAGAUGAGCCAGUAUAGAGACACUUUUCUGGGCUCUGGCUUCACCUCUUUACCACUGGUCGCUCAGAUCACCUCAGAAGAUCUUUUGAGGAUAGGCGUGACCCUGGCCGGCCACCAGAAGAAGAUUCUGAGCAGUGUCCAGUCUGUGAGGGACCAAAUGGCCCAAUCCCCCACCUCCAUUGCCUGACUCUAGGAGGCGCUACCACCUCUGCCACCACAACCAUCCAUACACAGCACACUAGGGAAAACUAGAAGAAACACUGAAGACCAUAAAGUGUACAUUAUUGUGGAGAUACUAACCUUGAUCUAAGGAAUGACUGUGUGGCACAUUUAUAACGACAUGCGCACCCCCAAUGCACAGUCUCAGAGGAACAAAAGGAAUACAUCUGUUGUCUACUGAAGAUACAAAGGGAUAGUUGGGAGGAUUCUGCCUCAGUACACCUUCCCUGGUUCAAUUAUACUUUAUUAUUUAGUGAGGAAGAGAGCAAGCAGACAACCAAGGGUGAAUAGAAAAUAAAAACCUUUGCUACUUUAUGACGAUCAAUGGGAUGACUUAACCAAAGAACAGUAUCAAACGGUGUCACCCAGAACAGAAAAUAAACACACACACACACAUAUAUAUGUAUAUAAAUAAAAUCAAAACAUAUACAUUAAUUACUUCCUUAUUUAAUAAAUGAAUCUUCAUAUUGAAGAUGAUUUGUAAAUACUAUAUGGAUAUUAUUUUUCUUCUUGCAUUUUUGGCAACAACGCAACUAGUUUCACCUAAAUAGUUUAGGAUUCUAGUACUCAUGCAGUAUUAUUUUCCAUGGAAGCACCUGUAAAUUUAUCUCAUGAAGAGGCAGAUCCAAAAAUCGACAUGACAGAUUUUGUAUAAAGGAUGCACUGUUUAUAUAUAAAUAUAUGUCAUCACUUUGUAAUGUUUUAGUAUUUUAGAAACCACAUUGACAUUGGAACCAUUUUAUUUUAGCAGGGAAAUCCCAUUGAGACCGAGGCCUUUUUUUCACGCAACCCUGCAUGUACAGAAAUUAUACAACAUUUGACACUUUUACAAAUACAACGUAAUAAAAACCCAAUACUUACAAACCAUUUAAGAAAUGCAAUCAUUUUCCUCAACAAAGAGAUCAACAACUGCCCUAAAAGUAACCCAGCAUUUACAUUUAGAGAGAUCUGUACAUUUUCAGGGAAAGCAGAUUUAUCUCAUUUCUUAAUGAUCAAUGAGAGUAAGCUCUCUUGUGAUGGGGUCUGAUAACAUGUACAGUGUCUGCCUAAACAAUAUUGUAAGGUGUGGCUCUAGAGGGCUUUAUAAACAGAAAGCAGUGCAUUUAUCUAUAAGAUUUCUGUCAGGAUUCAGUGGGAUUGUGGGUUACAGGUGUUGUUGUUAGCAAUUCAUCAUUGAGUCGACAUUCAGUAUGUAGUGUUCAACGUAAAUAGGAGCCCCACAAACAUAGCCUUGAAAAGCUGCUAUACUAAUAACCCAUGAUUAGAUGGGAUCCUUGGAUUAUGACAGAAAAAUACUAUUUUCUCAUGUAGGAUGCAAUGAUGUGUUCUGAACCUGUUGCCCAGAAUAAAAUAAUUUGUGCUAUCGUAAACUGCAUUUAAUGGUUUCAGUCUAUUGGCAGUUGCAUUCAAAUACUGUAGAUAAUCAUGGUAGUAAAAAAUUACUGAAUUAUCCAUAGGCCAUAUUUAUUCUCAUCUUCUUUUAACACAUAAUUGUGUUUUUUUUCUCAUAAACUUGUCGAUCCAGAUGCCCAUAUCCUACAGUGCAGUCCACUGAACUAUUUGAAGAAAAAUAAUUUUGGUUUUGGCUCCGUAAUCCAGUACAUAGGAUUUGAAAUGAAACAAUGACAAUGGGGUUAAAGUGCAAACUGUCAGCUUAAAUAUGAGGGUAUUCACAUUCAUAAAUCGUGAACUGGGUAGGAAUUACUGACCUUUCCAUAAAUAGUCCCUAUCUUUUAUCGGGGACCACAAGUAGUUGGACACAGCCGUCAUAUUUAGUACUUGCAUCCUUUGCAUUUGAUGACUGCCUGAAGUCUGCGAGUUAUAGACAUCACUAAACGCAGCGUACCUUCCAUAGUGAUGCUCUGCCAUGCCAGUACUGCAGCCAUCCUCAAUUCCAGUUUGUUUCAAUGUUAUUUUCCUGCUGCUAGGUGAAAUGCGGUCCAAUGGCUUUUCAGGCAUUUGUUUGUAUCUGUGCAGACAUUUCAGAAUUCAUCCUACAGCUACUUUCAUAAUUGACAUCAUCAAUGAAGGCAUGAGCGAGAUCCAGACAGCCAAACAUGACCAAAACAUAACACACUCAUUUUAAUGUGUCUAAUCUGUCCACAAUACUUUUUCCCAGAACACUGCAGUUUUUUGUUUUUUAGGACAUAUUUUAAGGAUAACUAGUGUUUAUGCACCUUGCACACAUUCAUGCCUACCUCCUGUAGAGUACAGUAUUCCUGAUUUGACAGCGAGUUCUUUGGUUUUGUUUUUCAUUAUGGUGAUCAUUCAUUCGCUAUCCACUGUAGAUGUCUUCUUUGGUCUACCAAAACAGGCUUUAAAUGUGCCCUUCGAGACAAAACAAUGGUACUACAUUGGCCAGCUGAUUAGCUUGCUUAUGGAAGUUUGUGUUGCACUAGCUAUAAUGGUGAGCUUAUCUGUCGUCACUCAUGAAUUAGCUGGCUUAGGCUUAAAAAUAGGAUGUCAUUUAAAAUAAAAUUUACAUAGUGUCAAAUGUCAGAUAAAUAAUUCCUUCCGGUACUAAAAUCAUUGGCUAGAUGGACAUUUGUGGAACUAACUGAAAACCUCAAAAGGAAUCAUAGAUUUCUUAUGUUAAUGUGUUGCUUGGUAACACAAACCUUCAUGGGAAAAGCUGUCAACGGAAUAGGGGUGUGCUGUACGCGACCUACUCAGAUCCGUAAUUGUGUCCAUUUGUCACAAAUGAUCCCAUUUGUAAUCGGAUGUACAUCCCAGAAGCGCGUUUCAAUUGAUAGUAAUGCCUAUAACUCAUCUGCGUGUUAUUGCUCCAUCACUCAGAGCGCAUAUCCGUGCGAUUCUAAUGUUCCUGUAGCCACUCAAACAUGUUGAUAGUUAAAGAAUGAUCCUGACAGCUCAAAUGGCCAAUGCACAUUGCUUAUAUUUAUAACCCUCACAUUAAUAAAACGUUGAUAAAUGCAUGGCUGCUGGUCUAUAGUAGGCUGUGUACAUUUCUUGAUUUACAUUUGUAGAAUAGUCAUUUAGUUUUACAUUUGUUAUGUUGCCUUGUAAAUAAAAUGUUGUUCAGAAAACAUUCUGGGAUAAAUAGGCUAUAAUAGAAUGUAUUAGUUCACAUCAUAACUAAUUAUUAAAUAGACUCUUCAGCAACAGAACCGGCCACUAAACAACAUAAAAUAGACAAUGUAACCGCUAAAAUGUGGUACAACCCAGCGCAAUUAUAAAACAAAGAACUUCUCUGCAGUUUGAACAGCAUACCAAUUGCGUUGUCAGCAUGCAAAACACUAAGGGCUCACCAAAAAUAUGCUGGUGAUGCCCCUGUUAUUUCUUACUAGGACUAUAAAUGAGCUACUUUAAUUUACUUGUGUUUUUGCCUGUAAUUUUCCUGUAAAUCUUACUAAUACGCAGACAAUCAUCUACAGUAUAUGACAAAAAGUAUGCGGACACCCAUACUUAUUACAGCCACUCGUAUGGCUCACAGGUGCAUAAAAUCCAGCUCAUAGCCAUGAAAUCUCCAUAGACAAACAUUGCCAGUGCAAUGGGUCGUACUGAAGAGCUCAGUGACUUUAAACGUGACACAGUCACAGGAUGCCAGCUUGCCCACAAGUCAGUUUGUGAAAUGUCUGUUCUACUAGAUCUGCCCAGGUCAACUGUUAGGGCUGUAAUUGUGAAGUGGAAGCAUCUAGGAGCAAGAACAGCCCAACACAACAGACCACUCACAGAGUGUAAAAAUCGCCUAUCAUCCGUUGCAUUAAUCAGCACAGAGUUCCAAACUGCCUCCGAAAGCAAUGUCAGCACAAGAACUGUGUGUCGGGAGUUUCACAAAAUGGGUUUCCAUGGCUGAGCAGCUGUAAGUAAGCCUCACAUCAACAUGUGCAAUGCCAAGUGUAGGCUGGAGGGGUGUAAAUCACGCCGCCUCUGGACUCUCGAGCAGUGGAAAACAUGUUCUCUGGAGUGAUGAAUCACGCUUCACUAUCUGGCAUUCUGAUGGACGAAUCUGUGAGUGGCAGAUGCCAGGAGAACGCUACAUAUUGGAAUGCACAGUGCUUACUGUAAAGUUUCUUUGAGGAGGGAUAAUGGUCUGGGGCUGUGUUUCAGAGUUUGGGCUAGGCCCCUUAGUUCCAGCGAAGGGUCACCUAAAUGCUAUUGAAUACUAGACAUUUUAGACAAUUGAGUGCUUCCAACUUUGUGGCAACAGUUCAGGGAAAGCCCUUUCAUAUUCCAGCAUUACUCUGCCCCUGUUCACCAAGCGGGGGCCGGAUAGACAUGGUUCGAGGUUGAUGUGGAGGAAUUCGAGUGGCUAAUGCUUUUUUAAGAGUUUGGGCCCAAAUUCCUAGAGAGACACUCUAAAAUCUUGUGGAAAGCCUUCCCAGAAGAGUGGCAGCAAUUAGAGCUGCAAAGGGGGGGCCAACUCCAUAUAAAUGGCCAUGGUUUUGGAAUGGGAUGUCCAACAAGCUCCUAUAGGUGUGAUGGUCAGGUGUCCACAUACUGGUGUGUAUGUCAUAAAAUGUAUAGAAAUAUAGUACAUAUACUAUUUGUGUUUGGUAAAAUGGAAUUUGUGUUAAAGAAAGUCCCAACAAGAUGAAAUGAUACCACUUUCUUUUAUUUAGCUGUGCACAAUAGCCUGGGGAUGAUGUUACCUGGCUCAUGGCUGGCUUAGGCAUCGUGGAUGGUGAAGGUAGUGUUUCAGACACUUACUAUGACUCGGUGGAUUACUUGUUUAACUCCUGGCAAUUUUAUUUUGCAAAACUUUAGCUUAAGUUAUGCCACCGAAUAAUUAAAAGGUCAAGUCAUGCCAUAAUUCUGUUACUGCAGCUUUGCCAAGGAAAGCCAUUCUAUUUGGAGUGCAGGUAGAAAACAGAACAGUUUUGUGUUGUGUUGACCAUACAGUAUUUAUACUAGGCUAUAUGAGGAAAGUUAAGGAAUGUCUACAAACUGUUAUUAACAAGAUACUUUUUACGGAGAGAAUGGGCAACUGACUUCCCAUUGGUUGAGGUAAUACUAACCAUUGCAGAUGCUCGUCGUUCAUUUCCUACUCGCCUUACCUCCUCUCUCCUUUGUUAAUUAAGUUAAUAUUAGGAAAUCUGCUGAUAAUGAUGUGUGGUGAAGAUGGAAGCGGUUGAAACAGUUAAUGUGUAGCUGUGUUCUAGCAGAGAGCUAGACCCUGACCCUGAAGACAAUAUAUUUUUCAGCUAAUUUAACACCUGAUUUACUGAUAGAGUAGUUGAUGUUAAAAGGCUUCUUACCCAGAAAGUCGUCUGUGGACCAGGACACACAAUUAUCCACAUGAAUUCCCCUGUGUGAUAAUUUUUUUUGACAUACCCUGGUAACUGGUUAUCUUCGACUGGUUAAAGUUAGAGCCUUGGUUUGGCAUAGUUAUACAAAACAAUUACAAUUAUUCAAUUUUAGUGUUCUACCACCUUUCUGUGGAUUUGUCAACAGCAGUGGCUGAGUGAAGGAUUUGUUCUGGAUUUGGGUGUAUUCUUCUAAUUAGACAUCUGUUAAUUCUGUUGGGCAACAUUGCUUUCCAUAUUAACACAUUCAUUUUUAUAAUAACAGUGCAGUAUUUGGACAGAAGCCUUCAUAUUCACUCAACUGACUUGGGGGAAUAGACUGGUGGAAAAAGUUUUUCUCACACCAAAAACAAAGCUGUGAGGAAAAUGGGUACUUGCAUAAAGGUAUGAGUCUGGUAUUGUGAGGUCUCCUAUCUGUGUUCUGCAUUUAAAGUGCCUUUGUCUAAAUUUGUUUUGUUAUUAAGGUCUAAAAGCGAAUGCAAACACUCCCAGUUUAUUUAGGAAAACUUCUUAAAGGUGGAACUUCUUAUUCCUUCAAUAAUCAUCAAAUUAACUUUCCCUGUUAAUUGUGCCACCUUAAAAGGGACAGAGAAGCUUACCAGCUGGGUUACCAACUGAGAGUGAUUGAUCUGCUUGUACAGUAUAACAUACUAGCUCAAAUCUUAACUCUGUCUUUCACUCACAUGCUUAUCUGUAUUCCAGCUACUUCAAAUAACUUAACACCCAGGAUAUUGCCAUGUUUGUCACUUUGUGCUUUGAUGUGAGAAGGUUUAUCUCUUUCUGUUUUCCAAAACAAUUAUUAUGUAUCUACAUUUGAAAAACUUGGUAUAUCCAGAUCAUCAAUGCAAGAAGACAUUUUAGAUGAAGAUACAUUUCCUUUCCUGAUAUUUUUUAAGUAUGAUAUUUCCAAACUGCCCUUUCUACUUUAAAAGACACGUCACCAGAGGUUGUGUUCUCCAGCUUUUCUGUACUGAGCCUGAACAACCACAAUAUCACCGCAUGUUGAAGAACCCACCCAUCCAUAACACUGUAAAUCAGUGUUUUUCAACCCUGCUCCUGGAGGCCCCCUGCCCUGCAUGUUUUAGAUC